CUCCAUAUCAAUAAUAUGCACAUGGUAGCCAUAUGCUUUGCACACUCAAUCACAUAUGGUGGUCGGAGAUGUCAACCAAUAUGGCCAAAAAUAAGAUAAAAUAAAAUACAUCAUACAUUAACCAUAUCUUUACAAAUCAGGUACACCCACAUGGGAUGUCAUACAGUGAUCAAUCUAUUCCUCCCUAGCUCUAUAACUUACGUAUCCAGACCAACAUAUAUGUAUUUAUAUACGGACUGGGAGUCUUCCAGGUAAAACCAAACAAGCUCAAAGCCAAUGGGAUGCGUUCGAUGUCAAACCCAUAACCCUCUAUCUAUCGGUAUAAAUACCGGCCUUGACCUACACUUUCAUCUACACCAAAGCUGAGCUUAACACCCGUGCAUAUAUAUAGUUACAUAUAUAUACAUAGACUGAUAUACGCAUAUACGCCUAUAUGAGUCAAAUUUUCGACCCUUCAUUAUAACCCCAAACCGAAGCCAAAAAUCACAUUAAAUCAUUUCCCUUCGUGAGAGGAAGCCAACGGAAGAAGAAUCAAUAAAAACGGUCGUGAAACGUGGAAGAACGAGCUCACCGGGGUGGCCGCCGGACUGGUUUGCCGUCGAAGAACGGAGCAACUUCUGCUGCCAACACCAGCCGACUGCCGUCCUUCUCCUUCCAUAGACACACCGCCCUUCCCAUCAUCACCGUAGCACUUUAUUUGUGCAGGUGAUGAUGCUUAUGUGGACUGAUGAUUGUAUGACCACGAGAGCGGUUUAGAGAUGCCUUAGUCAAACCUAGUCAUAAAUAAACAAUCCAAUUAUGUUGAACACUUGUUUUACUUUGUUUGGUGAUUGCCUGUGCAUUCGGUUAAGAGAUGACCGGAUGUGGCGGUAACACCCAUUUCCCAAUUAAUGUUAUUUCCGCUGCAAAACUUUUUAUCUGUUUGAAAGAAUAAAUCAAGUUAUUAUAAAUAAAUCUAUUAUUUCAAGUAUUACUUUGGGAGGGAAAAUGGGGGUGUUACAUGGGGUUUUUAGUCAAGAAUAUUGACUAUUACUAUUUUUCCCAAAUAAAAUGGUGAUCUACGGAUCGGAUAUUUUCCAAGUAUAUAUAUACUAAUAAGUAUUUCAUAACUUGGGGAAAAGACUAUUUAUUUAAGUAUCACCCUAUGUUUGGGUCUUAUACUUGAAACGCUAGUUAUUCUAUAUUUAGCCUGCUACUCGCUCGGUACUUGUACUGACCCCUUCGGGGCCCCCCACCAUUUUCAGGUUGAAGCUAUGGCUUGCUACUUGCACCUUCUCACGGGUGAUAUCAAAUCAGGAAGACGUGGUUCAUGCUUCCUUAUUUUCUUUCAAACUACCGAACACUUGCUCAUGGAUAUUUGUUUUUACUAUAAACUAUUUUUGGGGCUUGUAUGCCCAUGUUGUUGGCCGGUUGUGGCCCAUGACUUACCGUUGAAUAUUUCCGCUAUUCAUUGGUUUAAAUGUGAUGUUGUUAUGUAUGUUUACUACUGAGUAUGGAUGGAUUGUUUUCUCGAACGCCUUGUGUAAUUAAGUGAGGUUGACUCGUGGGUGACGUCACUUAGUUAUACGGCGGUUGUACACGCGCUUGGAUUGCGGUAUGGGGCGUGACAAUUAAGUGGUAUCAGAGCUAUCUCAGUUCUAAACUAUAUAAUCAACCUCUCACAAAAGAUUUUACAAAAGAAUUUUUACCGAAAACCAUGAGCAUUGUAUUUUGACGUUUAUAGGACUAUUGGUGCUUAAAGUUGCAAGGCCUCUAAUUGUUAAGACGGUACCCUUAACAAUUGGUAUGGUGGUGACUUGGGCCAAUACGUGUCUGUAACGUUCUUCCGUCAAUUGACAUUUAUAGGAGUCUAAUGACUCAUCCAUAUUUCUUUCAGAAAUGGAGGGCAGGCGAAUGGCAACCAGGAACAAUCCGAGGGGGCAGGCGCCGGUAGCAUCCCAAAGGGGAAGCCGGGCUGCAUCUCGGGGUUCAAGAGGAGGCCGUGGAGGCCGUGGAAGUCGUGGAGGUCAUAGGGCUCAAACUGUGAGCGACGGCCAUGUUAGUUCGGUGUAUGAAACUAACACCGAAGACUACGACUCUACAUAUGUUCCUGAAACGGGGCAUGAGGAGACCCCAUAUGAUGGGGGUGACACAUACACCGAUGAUGAUGAUGAAGAGAGUGAUGCCAAGUUCGCCCAAAUGGGCGAAUUACUUGAGUGGUAUCAAAAAGAGAAAUUGAG
Molecule: messenger RNA, 2219 nt
Organism: Cuscuta epithymum
Lineage: Eukaryota; Viridiplantae; Streptophyta; Magnoliopsida; Solanales; Convolvulaceae
Source: the annotation of a GenBank genome assembly